GAAGUGUUCAUGAUGGCUUGUUGUUGCAGGAGAAGCUUAAUGUCAACAGUAUGGGGCAUCAGGUGAUAAUAUUUGACUUUUCUCUCAUAAGAGGACUGUGGGAAACUCGAGUUAAGAAGAACAAAGAACGUCAGAGAAAAGAGAAGGAAAGAUUAGAAAAAAGCUCAUUGGAGAAGAUAAAGCAGGAAUGGAAUUUCAUAUUAGAGUGCCGGAAGAAAGGUAUUCCUCAGUCAAAAUACCUCAAGAAUGGCUUUGUAGACACUGAUAAGAAGAUUCUGGACACAUAUGGAAAGACACCUCACCUGCAGAAGAAGCGUGUUUUGCCAGAUGAAGCAAAUAAGGAAAGAAACAAGUUUAUUUUUCACCUUUCUGGAGAACAGUGGACGGAAUUUCCAGAUUCUCUGAAAGAGCAGAUCUACCUGAAAGAGUGGCAUGUGUACAAUACGUUGAUACAAACCAUUCCAGCCUACAUUGCAUUAUUUCAAGAUCUGAGAGUACUGGAGUUGUCAAAAAAUCGAAUCAACCAUCUCCCAGUGGAAAUUGGCUGCUUAAAAAGUCUCAGAGUGCUCAAUGUGAGUUUCAAUAAUUUGAAGUCAGUUCCUCCAGAACUGGGUGACUGUGAGAAUCUAGAAAAACUGGAUUUGUCUGGAAAUAUGGAAAUAACAGAGCUCCCAUUUGAACUAAGUAACCUGAAACAAGUCACAGUUGUGGACGUGUCAGCAAACAAGUUCCAUUCUAUUCCAAUUUGUGUACUUCGUAUGUCUAAUUUGCAGUGGUUGGAUAUUAGCAGCAACAACCUGAAAGACCUCCCAGAAGACAUAGACAGGUUAGAUCAACUUCAGACACUUCUCCUGCAGAAGAACAAGUUGACUUAUCUUCCACGAGCUCUUGUCAAUAUGCCAAAGCUCAGUUUGCUAGUUGUCAGUGGUGAUGACCUGGUUGAGAUACCCACCGCUGUCUGUGAGUCAACCACAGGUUUAAAAUUUGUAAGUCUCAAGGACAGCCCAGUUGAAACUAUUGUAUGUGAAGACACUGAAGAAAUUGUAGAAAGUGAACGUGAACGGGAGCAAUUCGAGAAAGAGUUUAUGAAAGCAUACAUUGAAGACCUAAAAGAAAGGGAUUCUGCUCCUUCCUACACUACAAAAGUAUUAUUCAGUCUUCAGCUCUGAAGAACAGAAAUCUCUAAAUCACAAGUGAACAUCAGAAUAUUACUAUCCAUCGUAAUAGAAAACACUGGAAAUCACAGAUGGCCAGAAGCACUUCAAAAUCACCAUGAUUUUUUUUUAUUUCUUACUAUAGUUGCUCCCAGUAACUGCGGAUAAAACAAAGAGCAGUAGAGCCUUCAUAAGAUGCUGUUUCACCUUUUAAAUCAACAAAUUUAUUUUCUAGUCCACAGCAGCAGCCACUAAUUUACAUAUAGACCUGAUGAAAGUAAAUAUUCACUGUAAUAAAAUAUACACAGGCAUCGAUACCCUCAGGUUGAAUACACUAUAUGCUGUAGUUAAAGCAGUGGAACAUGAAUCACCAUCUUAAAAAGAGAUUUUCUUUUAUAAGAGGUGAAGGAUUAAUUUAGAAAAUGAAUGUGAGCUGUUUUUUUCUUAAGUCCAAAUAACUCACUUAGUGCUUUACAAUAUUUAAAGUGCAAACGCAUAUAUAGUUGUUUGCAUUUACUUUCUGUUCUUCAAGGAAAUUGUCCUUCCUGGGAUUUUCAGUUUAGAUAAAAUUCAACAACUUUAUAAAUAGAAA
This is a messenger RNA of Pezoporus flaviventris, 1746 nucleotides long. It is a transcript of the gene LRRC2, whose product is annotated as leucine rich repeat containing 2. The record is from RefSeq and is a predicted model, not a curated record. NCBI's taxonomy places the organism in Eukaryota, Metazoa, Chordata, Aves, Psittaciformes, Psittacidae. The coding region runs from base 51 to 1169 and encodes 372 amino acids. Gene Ontology annotation, molecular function: protein binding. The transcript is spliced from 8 exons.